Messenger RNA from Microplitis demolitor, 3163 nucleotides. It is a transcript of the gene chm, whose product is annotated as histone acetyltransferase KAT7. Gene Ontology annotation, cellular component: nucleus. Lineage: Eukaryota; Metazoa; Arthropoda; Insecta; Hymenoptera; Braconidae. The record is from RefSeq and is a predicted model, not a curated record. The transcript has 12 exons. Gene Ontology annotation, biological process: regulation of DNA-templated transcription. Gene Ontology annotation, molecular function: histone acetyltransferase activity; zinc ion binding. The coding region runs from base 155 to 2848 and encodes 897 amino acids.
UCAUUGUCAAAAUAAUUUUUAUCAACAUUUGUUAUGUAUACAAUUUAUAAAAUAUAUAGUAAAAUAUUAAUUAUAAAGAUGGAAUAUAAGUAAAGUAAACUAUCAGUAUUUAAAUUUUUUAUUUCUAUAGAUAAUUUUUAAAUAUUUAUUGACAAUGACUCCUAAGCGCAAGACUACAAGUUCAGAAUCAACGUCAUCGAGUAGUUCUGGUUCAUCAUCCAGCAGCUCAUCAAGUUCUGGAAGUGAAUCGAGUUCAUCGGAUUCAGAAAACUCAAGUAGUUCAGCCCGCAGUCAAAAAGUAUCUGAUUCUGAUAACAAAAAUAACAAAAAGAAACCAGUGACGACAUCAACGUCUGGUAAUAAUAAUAAUAAUAAUAGCAACAGUAAUCGUCAUGUCAAGACAAAAACGGAAACAUCAUCAGCGACAGCAGCAGAUAAAAGUAAAGAUAAGACACCUCAGAAAUCAACAGCGCGCGCUAUUUAUUCAUCAGAAUCAGAAGAAUCUCCGGCCAAAACAAAGGCGCCGGCUAAAAGAAAACCGCCGACGAAACCCAAAGCAACGGCGACUGUUGCGCCUGUGAUAAAAGCACAGAAGCAAGUUAACAAAACCCAGACAGUACAAAGUAAAAAUUCAAUUUUAGCGUCAAAAUUAAUAAGUAGUAAGCAGAAAGCUGCAAGUGGAAACGGCAGUAGUAAUAAUUCUGGUGGCAGUACAAGUAAAGUUAAUGAUAAGGGGAAUAAAUCCACUGGGGAAAGUGGCCAGAAGAAAUUAAAGAAGAAAAGUAUUUUUAGUCCGGAGAAUAGCAGUGAGAGUGACAGUCCACCAGCUAAGUCUGGUAUCAAAUCGGCUAGUAAUGUCGCGAGAUCGAAGCCACCACCGAAACCUAAAGCUGCUGAGAAUAAAUCGCGGCCACCAGCUAAUAGACCUAAUCUGGUAACAAGACAUCAAAAAUCAGAAAGCUCUGCCAGUUCAAAAAGUUGCUCAGGUGGUUCCGGUAACUCCGAAUCAUCUGGUUCAUCAGCAAGUACUUCAGAUUCCGACUCAUCUGAUAGCACUCCCAGUCCUUUACCACCAAAAAAAAAAGAUACUCAUUCAUCCUCUACUUCAACAACAGCCAACACAGCAAGUAUCGCAUCUAAGCGACCAUCAGCAGUCGUUGCUGCUGUAAAACCUCAAAAGACAUCAAAGCGACCUAUAAUAAAAAGCGAGGAAGACGUUUCUGACAGCGACAAAGAUGAUGACGAACCAAUUGGCCGCAUCAGCUCGUCAACGACUUCACCGAAAGGAAAGAAAAAAGUGCAGCAACGCAAAGGCAGUAAAUUACUUCAGUCGCAAAUUAAAAUUCCCAGUGAUUCUGACUCAGAUGCAGCGGUUGAUAUUAAGAGAAGUGCAAGUAAAUCUCCAGUAAAACGCGCGCCAGGAAGACAAUCUUCAACGGUAUCAAGAACGAAUCAAGGGUCUGGCAGCGGAGGUACAAGUGGACGUGGAGGUUCAAAUUCAGUGUCACGAUCUCGCAGCGUCAAGGAACGCGAGUGUCCUUUAGCAGCAUCAUGUGACUCCAAAGGACAUCUCUCUGGGAAAUUUGAUACUCAUUUUACAUUAGAGGCUUGUCCUUUGUAUCAUAAUACUACGCCGCAAGCUUGUGUAGAAUUUUAUAAAGAACGUAAAAAACGGGAGGAAGAUCGUAAGAAAGCGCUGAUAAAUGUCGGGAAAAAAUCACCUAAGGGAGUCCCGCAUCAGACUAAUGAGCAAAGGAAUUAUCAGUUGAAGAUAAAGGAGUUGAGAAGCAAGUGGAAACGUCCGAAUGAUGAUGGGAAUGAUAGUGACAGUGGGGGUGAACGGUCGGCUAUUGAAAAAGAUCGGCAGCCGCGACUGACUGGACUUACUUCUGAUUAUGACUUGAAACUUUUCAUGGAGGCCCAAGCUAUUGCUAGUGAGAAAAUUGAGAAGGAAUUAAAAGAUUUAGAUUAUGAUGUUGAGGGAAAAAAUAAUGGCGGCACUAAAUGUGUAGAAAUGGGCAAAUGGGAAAUGGAAGUUUGGUAUCAAAGCCCGUAUCCUGAGGAAUUUACUCGUGCACCGAAGCUUUAUUUGUGUGAAUAUUGUCUGCGUUAUGCUAAAAGUAAACAAGUGCUGAGGAGACAUAGAGAAAAAUGUGUAUGGAGACAUCCACCAGGUCAUGAAGUGUACAGAAAAGACAAAAUAGGAGUGUGGGAAGUUGACGGCAAACGUUACAAACAGUACUGUCAAAACCUCUGUCUCCUCGCUAAAUUUUUUCUCGAUCACAAAACACUUUAUUACGACGUCGAGCCAUUUUUAUUCUACGUAAUGACAAUCAAUGAUUCCGAGGGCUGUCAUACUGUUGGAUACUUCAGCAAAGAAAAAAAUUCAUUUUUAAACUACAACGUCUCGUGUAUCUUGACCUUACCACCAUAUCAACGUCAGGGCUAUGGUCGACUUUUAAUUGAUUUUAGUUAUCUUUUAACAAGAGUAGAAAAAAAAAUCGGUUCACCGGAAAAGCCAUUAUCUGAUCUGGGUCUCAUUUCCUAUCGAAGUUACUGGAAAGACGUAUUAUUACAAUAUCUUUGUCAUUUUGGUGGCAAAGAAUUAUCUGUAAAAGACAUUAGCAAAGAGAUGGCUAUCGACUCGUAUGAUAUCGUCAGCACAUUACAAGCUCUGGGAAUGAUGAAGUACUGGAAGGGUAAACACAUCAUACUUAAGAAACAGGACGUAAUCGAUGAUUACAAAGAACGUGUGAAACGACGAGGUCCCGUUUACAAAGAAAUAGAUCCCGAAUGCCUCAAAUGGAAUCCUUUCCAACCGCCAAAGACUCCAUCAACUUCUAAUUAAUUAAUUCAUUAAUUAAACAGUUAAUUAAUUAUUUUAUAAUUUAAAUACUCAAGUAAUGAUUACUGUCAUACAUUUGCAUAAAAAAAAUUACAACAAAAAAAAUACUUGUCAUUACAAGUUUCCUCGACGUUAUUUUUAAAAUUUCUAUCAAAGAAUACUCUCCUAAUUAAUUAAUUAAUUAAUUAAUUAAUUAAUAAGUAUGACGACAAAAGUUUAUAACUUUGAUUAAUAAAUGUCUUGUGCCUUAACGAGUUUCUUCUUAAAUUUAAGGAGAAUCUGUUAAGACGUAAUUGUAGAUAAAAAUAAAUGUUUAGC